AUGAAAAAAUAUUUAAUAUAUUUAUUAAUAUAAACAUUUUAUAUUAGUCAACAAGCACAUAAUGACAUAUAAAUAAAUAUCUCAAGUUUAGAUUCGCCUCUUCAAGAAAUCCACUGGUGUGGUGACGAUUCUUCAAAUGAUUAAGGUGUUGUAUUAUUAACAACAAAAGGAAGCGUUUAUACAUCCGAUAAUAGAGGAAUUAGUUGGCAAAAAAAAGUAGAAUAAUUUAUAAAAGAAGGAAUAAAUGCUUAAUAGAAUUUAAAUGAAGAUAUUGGAUAUGUUCAUAAAAUUAUGUCUAGCCCAAUCAAUUCAAAUGAAAUUGUAUUUAUAGGAACUUAAGGCAUAAAUUGGAUAACUACAGAUUGUGGAUAGACUAUAAAACCACUUGGAGCGAAUAUGAAUUUGAAAGAAUUUGCUUUUCAUCCAACUGAAAGAACUUGGAUGUUAGCUUCUUCUUGGUCUGUAUGUGAUAAUAAAAAUGAAAAUUAAUCGAAAAAUAAUUAAAAAAAUUAAUGUUUUGUAACUAAAGAUUUAUAUUUAUCUUAAAAUUUUGGUCAAAAAUGGAAAUUACUUACUAAAUAUAUUGUUUAAUUUUAAUGGGCAUAAAGAUUUUAAAAUAUUUAGUCGAAAAUUCCUAUAUAAAGAAUUAUUUAUUCAAAAGAAAUAGGAAAUUAAGGACAUUAAAAAAUAUAAGGAUGGAAUAUGAAAACACAUUUAUUUUAUUCAGACGAUUUUUUAGUUAAAGAAUAAAAUAUGAUUGUUAAUUAAGGAAAUAAAUUUUUAAUUACAGAAAAUUAUAUAUUCGCAGCGCAAGUACAUAAUAGUUAGACUCAAGAAGUCAAACUAAUGGUAGCUCAAUAAAAUUUAUAAAAUGAAUAAAACUAUAAAUUUAACUACGUAGAAAUAGACUAGAAUAUUUUCCAACAUUCAUUUACAGUAUUGGAUACAAGUGAAGGACAAGUAUUUUUAAAUUUAAAUCCAUAUGGAUAUAAUUCUCCUUUAGGUAUUAUUUAUUAAUCUGAUUCUACAGGAAGAAGAUUUUCUCUUUCUUUAUAGGAUAAUGUACGAAGUACUGAUGGUUAAUGCGAUUUUGAGAAAUUAUUUAGUGUUGAUGGUAUAUAUAUAGCCAAUAUUUACUAAGGAAAAAAAAUUGAAGAAUUGAAAAAAAGUCUUUUAUAAAAAAAUCCUGAUUCCUCAAAUUUUGAUAUUCCUUUAGAAAGUUCAAUUAAUAAGAAAUCUUAAUAAUAAAAAAUUUCAGAUAUUAAUACUUAGGAUUUAUAAAAAUAUAUAUAGACAAGAAUUACAUUUAAUAAAGGAGGAAACUGGAGCAGAAUAAACCUCCUUAGAAAGAUUCUUAAGGACAAAACACUGAAUGUGAUAUAAAUAAGGGAUGCUCUUUACAUUUACAUUCGAUUUCUUCAAAAAUGGAAUUUGGUCCUGUUUAUUCUAGCGAAAAUAGUAUUGGUUUAAUAAUCGGAACUGGAAAUAUAGGUACAUAUUUACAACAUAAAGCCAAUAAAACAAACACUUAUUUAUCUAGAGAUGGAGGACUUUCUUGGAUUGAAAUCAAAAAAGGAUCUCAUAUAUAUGAAGUAGCCGAUCAUGGAGCUUUAAUAUUAAUAGCACCCAAUUAAUAUCCUUCAGAUUCAGUCUAUUAUUCCUGGGAUGAAGGCCUUACAUGGACUUAAUUAAAAAUUAGUUCUAAAUAAAUAAACAUACAAAAUAUAAUAACUGAACCCGGAAAUACUUCAGAUAAAUUCAUCAUAUACGGAGAAUUAGAAGACGAAUAAUUAGAGGAAAACAAAGGGGUGGUAAUUUUAGUAGAUUUAACCCAAUUACACCCUAGAGUAUGUUAAGGUUUCGAUUCUCCUUCCGAAAAUGACUAAGAAUCCGAUUAUGAAUAUUGGAUACCUCAUAAUCCCGGAGAAGGGUGCUUAUUGGGAAAAGAAAUGAAGUUUGUAAGAAGAAAAAGAUAUGCAAGUUGCUAUAAUCCAGAAAAUUUCGAAAGACCAAUUUCAGUUAGAAAAUGCGAAUGUACAGAAUAUGAUUGGGAAUGUGAUUUGGGAUAUGAAAGAGUUAUUAGUGAAAAUCAAUAUUAGUGCGUAUAAAUUAAAGGGUAUAUUGAAGUAGAUGAGGAAUGCUAAGAUUAUUAUUAUAUACCAAAUGGAUAUAGGAAAAUUACAGGAAAUUAAUGCGAAGGUGGAGUAAGUCAUGAAUAAUAAAAAAUAUCGUGCUUUUGGGUAAAGGCAUUUAGGAAGAAUGGAGUUUUAUAUAAUAUAGGAAUUUUAGGAGUGCUUAUAGGUUUGAUUUUAAUUAUUGUUAAAUAUUAAAAUUUCGUACUUUAUGUUUUGGUUAAACUUAAGGUUGUAAAAUUUGUGGACUAUUUAUAGGAUUUAAUUGUGAGAAUGUUAAAGAAAUAAAAUUAAGAAUAUAUAGGAAUUGAGUAAAUUGAAGAUGAAAAUGGAAAAAAAUAAUUUUAAGAUGUAGAUAUGAAUAUUAAAAAAAGAAAAACAGAUGAUGAAGAUGAAAUAAAUAGAUUAGUUUGAUU
Molecule: messenger RNA, 2548 nt
Organism: Ichthyophthirius multifiliis
Lineage: Eukaryota; Ciliophora; Oligohymenophorea; Hymenostomatida
Exons: 6
Biological process (GO): post-Golgi vesicle-mediated transport
Cellular component (GO): Golgi apparatus; membrane
Molecular function (GO): protein binding
Source: RefSeq, a predicted model, not a curated record